AUUUCCAACAAAGUCAUAGGCGACCUUUUGAAACGCGUCGUUUCCGUCAAUCCUUUAUUUUCUUCUACGCCACUUACGUUCAGUCCGUCAGGACCGUUCGUUAUCUUUUGAGAUAAGGUCGUAUAUCGGAGCCUCGGAGUUGGAGGAUCGUCUUGAAUCCUGGUUACUUUUAUGGAUUUCCCACGUUAAUUCAAAAUGUCUUCCUCUGGGAUUGACAUUUCUCAGCUCUCUGAUAGCGAGAGGGCUGCUCUUGAAACCUACAUGGCGGUUACAAGCCAGGACGUAUCCGAAGCUAUUCCUCUGUUGCGCCGCUCGCAAUGGAAUGUGCAGAUUGCUGUCUCCAAAUUUUUCGAUGGCGAAGGUCCGGACCCCGUUGCAGAGGCUCGCGCUGCCCUCGAUAACCCUCCACCGGCACGGCCGACACGACAGACCCAGAACCUCAUGAGCGAGGACUUGUCUGCUGGGCGUUUCUCCCCGGUCGCGGAAGCAGCCCCACGAGUACAUACCCAACCAGAACAACAACCAGUCUACCGUCCUCCGUUCCUACUGGCUCUACUGUUCGCCCCGUUUAACCUCAUUUACCGGUUACUCACCAGCUCCUUCCGUCUCUUCGGAACGUUGUUUCCAUUCCUCCCACGAUUCUUCAACCUCACCGCGAACCCUGCUCUUCAGGGAGCUCGACGGAACACUACAGGUCGCAGGGCUUUGAGUCCACAGGACACGGCGGCUCGAUUCAUCCGGGAAUUUGAGGAAGAGUACGGUACUCACUCCGUGAGCUUCUUGGAGCAUGGAUAUAACAUGGCAUUGGAGAAGGCUCAUCGGGACUUGAAAUUCCUGCUUGUGGUUCUUUUGUCUCCAGAGCAUGAUGAUACAAGCAGCUGGGUACGGGACACGCUCCUUUCACGCGAGGUGACGGAUUUCAUCAAUGAUCCACAGAACGGGAUCAUUGUUUGGGGAGGCAAUGUGCUGGAUUCUGAGGCAUACCAAGUCAGCCAUUCUUUGCGUUGUACCAAGUUCCCGUUUGCUACGCUGGUUGUCCAUACGCCCAACGUUUCUUCAAGCGCCAUGUCCGUUGUCUCUAGAAUCUCGGGGACAUCGUCACCGUCUGAGUUCGUGGAGAAGCUACGAACGGCCAUUUCGCAACACAGAGAGCCCCUGGAACAGACCAGGUCCACUCGUUCUGAACAACAAGCUUCACGUAGCCUUCGAGAAGAGCAGGACUCGGCGUACGAACGUUCGUUGGCCAUUGACCGGGAACGGGCUCGACAACGGCGGGAAGCAGAGGCGGAACAACGCCGUCAAGAGCAAGAAGCAGCGGAACGACAAGAGAAAGAGGAGAAGCUACGUCGUGAUCACCAGCAAUGGAAACGUUGGCGAGCACAGUCAAUCCAGAAUGAGCCUGGCGCUGACUUCAAAGAAACCGUGCGCAUCAGUGUUCGACUUACAUCGGGUGAACGGGUAAUCCGCAGGUUUUCACCUGAGCUGGACAUUGAAGAGCUCUACGCUUUUGUGGAGUGCUAUGAUGUCUUGCAGGAUGCAGAGCAGAUGGCUACGGGUGGCGAGAAACCGGAAGGGUUCGAGCAUAAAUACGGAUUCCAGCUGGUAUCUCCUAUGCCUCGAACUGUUUAUGAGAUUGAAGCUGGAGGCUCGAUUCGGGACAAGAUUGGUCGCGGCGGCAACUUGCUGGUGGAAACUAUUGACCACGAUGACAAUGAGAGCGACGGUGAACGAGAAGAGGCAUAGUCAUAGAUUUACAUGGGAUGGACCACUGUACAAUCCACAGAUGGGGUUUAGGCCAAUAGCAUGAUUAUGAACUAAUCCCGUGCUCUACAAGCUGGAACUGGAUCUCUACGAGUUACGAACCAUGCCAUUAUCAGUAUGAACAGGUUAGAAACCGGAUCGAGAUCUUUACAUUAGUAGUAAUAUCACUAUGAAGUACGGGCAACAACGCUGUUCUUUGAACUGUUCUCAUAACUAAUGCUGUACAUAUCUUACCUGAGAUGCGAUUAAUGUGACCAUACUAUUAUGUACAC
Molecule: messenger RNA, 2033 nt
Organism: Aspergillus glaucus CBS 516.65
Lineage: Eukaryota; Fungi; Ascomycota; Eurotiomycetes; Eurotiales; Aspergillaceae
Product: clathrin-mediated endocytosis regulator UBX3
Exons: 2
Coding region: 196-1743 (515 amino acids)
Cellular component (GO): endoplasmic reticulum
Molecular function (GO): ubiquitin binding
Source: RefSeq, a predicted model, not a curated record